This is a messenger RNA of Lineus longissimus, 1776 nucleotides long. RefSeq names its product protein mono-ADP-ribosyltransferase PARP16-like. Gene Ontology annotation, biological process: endoplasmic reticulum unfolded protein response. The record is from RefSeq and is a predicted model, not a curated record. Gene Ontology annotation, molecular function: protein serine/threonine kinase activator activity; NAD+ poly-ADP-ribosyltransferase activity; kinase binding. The transcript is spliced from 6 exons. Gene Ontology annotation, cellular component: nuclear envelope; membrane; endoplasmic reticulum tubular network. NCBI's taxonomy places the organism in Eukaryota, Metazoa, Nemertea, Pilidiophora, Heteronemertea, Lineidae. Bases 166 to 1140 code for a protein of 324 amino acids.
AACAAAUGAGACCUGUUUUCAUCAUGUUUGUCUGUUUUUAAAAGUAAAAUCCAUAUUUGCCACGUAUUGGAAUAAUCUAAACUAUUUCUUACCUCUUAUACUAUAGAACUAAAGAUGCUUUAACACUUGAAUGCUCUCUUUGAUGUACUUAACACACUGGAAACGAUGGAGAGAGAUGAUGAAAAUGAUCAGAUUUUGGAACGAGUUCAAGCUGAUAUGGCCUCUGCAGAUUUCCAGUUCAGUUUGCUGGUGGCAGCAUUGUCAAGUUACAGACAUGACACAGUUCUAAGGCCAUUUCCUUCAAACUUCAUCAAUAGAGGGAAUAACAGUAAAGAUUACCAGGGAUUAGAACAAACGGUUGACCGAAGUCCAUCCUUGCGGAGCAUUAAGAGUAUAAGUGAUGUCGAUGACAGAGUGAAGGACCUCCUUUCAUGGACAAUAAACAACAAAACACUUUCAUUGUGGAGUUGUGGCAAACAAAAGUAUGAUGAAAUUAAAUCGCUGACAGGAGAAACCGUUUACACACCUCCGCCAGACUAUGUGUUCGAAGUCCGUUACAACGACCAGAUUAAUGCAAAGUUUCAAGAACUGCAACAAGAUUAUGAUCUGAAAUAUGCCUAUCACGGGAGCAGGUUGGAAAACUUCCAUUCUAUUCUCCACAAUGGUUUACAUUCACAUAUGAAUAAGAAUUCCUUGUUUGGUGAAGGGACGUACUUAUCGAGUGAGCUGUCAGUGACCAUGCCGUAUUGUCCGACUGGGAAGGCUUGGGGAAAAAGUCAGAUUGGCGAUCAGCUGGGAUGUGUAGCUGUUUGUGAGAUUAUCGACCAUCCUUCUGUCAAGUGCCAAACUGGUACAAGCAAUGGUGCAAGUGGUAGUAACCAGCAGAGACAGAGAUCUAGAGUCGCCGGGAGUAUGGGAGGGGAUGUCCCAGAGAAAUAUUAUAUUGUGCAAAACAACGAACUGCUGAGAAUCAAGUAUGUCUUGGUAUACGCACAGCAUAGUCAAAGAUCGUUCAGGAAUUCCUGGUGCUAUCAGCAUAGGUUUGCACUUCUGAUGAUGUCAUAUGUUGUGAUGCUGCUUGCAGUGGCUCUCCUUUCAAACAAGAACCUCAAUGCUUACCUCAGAAGAAUGUGGAGAUGAAAGGUUACCAGAGCUAGCCCGAAUUACAUGUAGUUGGAAACCACUUAUGACUGAGGACAUGAAACUCUUUAAUGUGAUGGCCAACUUAUGAAAUGAGUCAUUCCUUCAGUGUGGUUAUAUCUUCAGUUGUAAAUACUCUCUUGUGGGUAGUUGUACAAACUGUCUUUGGGUAUAAAAGUUGUAAAGUUGUUUGUAAAUACUUCUGUAUGUGUCAAUAAUUGUUCAUAAAGGAUUUUUGGGGAUGAAUGUAUCUUGUCUUCAGAUGCAUGGUGCUGCCUAUUUGAAACUUUAGGUACCAUCUUAAAUGAUAGAAGGUUUAACUGGUUGAACACAUCAUUUCAAAGGGUUUUGCUUGAAAUAGGAUCCAAUGCCACAUUGAAGUUUUUACUCAAUAAACUUUAUCAAAUCCGAUCUUAUCAGUAUAAUAACAAGAAUUAAUGAACACCUUUUGGAAACUUUUGCAAAUAUAUUACAUUGUACUUAAUUGGUGUACAUAUCAUGGUAUACCAGUAUCCCUUUAAAAAUAUCGUGCUUGACACAUGCAUUUUGUCCCAGGUCGGAGAACUCAAUAAAAAAAACAAUUGUGAAUCAUUUAUUCAUGUAACAAUAAUAAAUGAUGGUAUAUUAAAUGUACAA